Messenger RNA from Cercocebus atys (sooty mangabey), 1850 nucleotides. RefSeq names its product zinc finger and BTB domain containing 12 (gene ZBTB12). Gene Ontology annotation, biological process: regulation of transcription by RNA polymerase II. The record is from RefSeq and is a predicted model, not a curated record. The transcript is spliced from 2 exons. Gene Ontology annotation, molecular function: RNA polymerase II cis-regulatory region sequence-specific DNA binding; DNA-binding transcription factor activity, RNA polymerase II-specific; protein binding. Bases 226 to 1539 code for a protein of 437 amino acids. Lineage: Eukaryota; Metazoa; Chordata; Mammalia; Primates; Cercopithecidae.
AGCCGGCCCCGCGCGCGCGCCCCGUGCACCCCCGCGCCUGCGCGCUGCCCAAAAAAAAAAAGUGUGUGGGGGGCGCUGCAGGCCCCGGGGGGGUGGGGAAAAUAGGGGAUAAAAAAAACAGCGCGCGGAACCGGGCCAGGGUUGCCCACCCCAAAAAAAAAAACCUCUGGGGUGGAAGUCCUGCGCUUCCAGCUGCCUGGCCACGAGGCCGCUAAAAAAAAAAACAUGAACCAGCUCCGAGCAGAGGAGCGGUUCUGCGACGUGACCAUUGUGGAAAAAAAAAAAAAGUUUCGAGGCCACAAGGUCAUCUUGGCCGCCUGCUCACCGUUCCUGCGGGACCAGUUCCUGCUGAACCCCAGCUCAGAGCUGCAGGUCUCCCUGAUGCACAGUGCACGCAAAAAAAAAAACCUGCUCCUCUCCUGCUACACGGGCGCCCUGGAAUUCGCUGUUAGGGACAAAAAAAAAAAACUGACAGCCGCCUCCUACCUGCAGAUGGAGCACGUGGUGGAGAAAUGCCGAAAAAAAAAAAGCCAGUUCAUUGAGCCCAAAAUAGGCCUCAAAGAUGAUGGGGUCAGUGAGAAAAAAAAAAAGAGCAGCGUAAGCGCCACCAAGUCCCUCCUCCCUCCAGCCAGGACCCCAAAAAAAAAAAAAAAGCCCCCACCCCCACCUCCUCUACCCCCUCCACUCCUGCGGCCAGUGAAAAAAAAAAAAACACUGGAUGAGGACUUGGAGCUGAAAGCGGAGGAAGAGGAUGAGGAUGAGAAAAAAAAAAAGUCUGACAUCUGCAUCGUCAAGGUGGAGUCGGCCCUGGAGGUGGCACACCAAAAAAAAAAACCUGGAGGCCUGGGAGGGGGUCUGGGCAUUGGAGGCUCUGUGGGUGGCCAAAAAAAAAAAAUGGCCCAGAGCAGCGUGCCCCCCAGCACUGUAGCCCCACCACAGGGUGUGAAAAAAAAAAACUAUAGCCUGUCCGAGGACGCAGAAGGGGAGGGCCUGCUGUUGAUUCCUGAAAAAAAAAAAAGCGUGGGGGCCACCUCGGGCCUGGUGGAAGCAGCAGCGGUGGCCAUGGCUGCCCGGGGGGCGGGGGGCAGCCUGGGGGCGGGGGGCAGCCGGGGACCCCUGCCUGGGGGAAAAAAAAAAAAAAACCCCUUAAAGAACAUCAAAUGCACCAAGUGCCCGGAAGUGUUCCAGGAAAAAAAAAAACUGGUCUUCCACAUGCGGGCGCAGCACUUCAUCUUCAUGUGCCCUCGCUGUGGCAAGCAGUUCAACCACAGCAGCAACCUCAACCGCCACAUGAACGUGCAUCGUGGUGUCAAGUCACACUCGUGCGGCAUCUGCGGCAAGUGCUUCACACAGAAGUCCACCCUGCACGACCAAAAAAAAAAACACUCGGGAGCGCGGCCCUACCGCUGCUCCUACUGCGACGUGCGCUUCGCCCACAAGCCUGCCAUUAGGCGGCACCUCAAGGAGCAACACGGCAAGACCACGGCCGAGAACAAAAAAAAAAACAGUGUGGCCGAGAUCAACGUCCUCAUCCGCUAGCCGCGCAGGCGUGGAGGCCAGGAGGCUGGGGUCCCUGGGCUGGGUGGGAAAAGGGCUCUUUGGCCCAGGAGAAUUGGAAAAAAAAAAAUCUGGGGCAGAAAGGUAAGAGUAGGAGGCUGAGCAGAUGCACACAUCCUGAAAAAAAAAAAAUGAUUCCUUGGAGAGAAGACUGUUGCUCUUCAGAGUGCAAGAAGCUGGAAAAAAAAAAAAGGUUCUUGGAGUAGGCCAGGGAAAUACGGGGUCCCAGAGAAAGAUUUCCUUCUCUUAGAGGUGCAUGUGUAUGUGGAGGGAGGGAAAAGGGUCCUAUAUAA